Messenger RNA from Ophidiomyces ophidiicola, 1272 nucleotides. RefSeq lists its product as uncharacterized. Gene Ontology annotation, biological process: rRNA base methylation. The coding region runs from base 1 to 1272 and encodes 423 amino acids. NCBI's taxonomy places the organism in Eukaryota, Fungi, Ascomycota, Eurotiomycetes, Onygenales, Onygenaceae. Gene Ontology annotation, cellular component: nucleus. The record is from RefSeq and is a predicted model, not a curated record. The transcript has 6 exons. Gene Ontology annotation, molecular function: 23S rRNA (adenine(1618)-N(6))-methyltransferase activity.
AUGAACUCAGCCCGCAACCUCUACCGACACGACCUCGACUUCCGCGCCCUUGCCCUCGAGGACGCCGAUUUUGCCAGAUGUCUGAAGCCCAACGGCCAAUUGGAUUUCAAUAACCCGGAUGUCGUACGCUUCAACUAUAUUCUCUGGCUCCAAGACUUAGUCGAUUCGACAGCGAACCGCUACACGGACUCCUAUGAUCCCGAACGGGCAGUUGCUGGUUUGGAUAUAGGCACUGGCGCCAGCUGCAUCUACCCGCUGCUGGGCUGUGCACAACGCCCGGCCUGGACAUUCCUAGCUACCGGUACCCCCCCACCCCCCCCUGCUUUUCUCUGCUUGGUUGAAUCCAAUCGGCAACUUAUACUCCAAUCAGACAUUGACGAGAGCAAUAUCCACCAUGCACGUCGGAAUAUCGACCGUAACGGCCUUCAGGCCCGCAUACGUCUAACCAGGACCCGACCUGAGGACCCUUUAAUUCAAUUGGAUGCCAUCCCUCCUUCCAAAAUGCUGGACUUUACUAUGUGCAACCCCCCGUUCUAUGAAUCACGCGAGGAGCUCCUGGCUUCAGCAAAAGCAAAGCAACGGCCUCCAAAUUCGGCGUGUACCGGAGCGGAUAUCGAAAUGGUAACGGCGGGCGGAGAGACGGCUUUCGUAUCAAGAAUGAUUGAAGAAAGCCUCAAACUCUACGACAAGGUUCAAUGGUAUACUUCGAUGCUGGGUAAGCUGAGCAGUGUCACGACGCUGGUUGAACAGCUCGUGGCGGCUGGUAAUAAGAACUGGGCCGUGACCCAAUUUGUUCAGGGAUCGAAGACCAAGAGGUGGGCCAUCGCGUGGUCCUGGAAGGACUUGAGGCCGACAAUGGAAGUGGCAAGAAACAUCCCUAGCAUCCCCAAGCACUUGCUCCCGUUUCCUGCUGAGUUUAUCCUGCAGCCGGAGUUCGAGCCAAUCUCGCUCCUCAUCCGCAAGAUUAAUGAUGAAAUGGGAUCCCUUCGGAUAUCGUGGCGCUGGGACCAGCAUGCUUGCAAAGGCCUUGGCUUCGCGAUGGAGAAUGUAUGGUCGAGACAGGCACGGAGGAAGAUGCACAACCUGGCGUCUCAGGAACAGGGCAGCGAGAGCGUUUCUGUUGACGAAACCAAGGCCGCCCUGGGGCUCGCGGUAUACGUCAGGCAAACUGGCAUUGAGAACGUAGGUAUCACUAUCAGGUGGAUCAAAGGGUUCGAUGCAGUUUUAUUCGAAAGCUUUUGCGGGAUGUUUAAAAGAAAAAUUGGCGGGUAG